AUGAAGUUUUCUAGAUCAACCUCAACUCAUCUUACUAAUUUAUCAUUUAGGUCAAAUAAUCUUAGCACUGUUUAAACACCUUAAAGUAAUUCACGUUUGAGUGAGGUCAAUAAUAAAAUUGAUGAUUUAUUAAAAAAGUCAUCAACAUAGAUUGAGAAAUAAGAAUUUAAAUUUUCAUCUCAAGAAAGAAAGAUUAAUUAAAGUUAAAGUUCUCUUGUUAUUGAAUAAAUAUAAAAAGAAAAAAAAUAAUUGUUGACAAUCCUAUUAUAGAAGGAUAGCAUUAUUAGAGAUUAGUAGAAUAAGAUUGCAUAAUUAGAUUUAUAGAAUAAGAAUUUAAUGAAAUAAUUACGAUAAUUUACUAAUCUACAACCAUAAAUAGAACAAUUGGAACAAUAAUGUUAAUAAAUUAUUAAGCAAAAUGAAUAACUGAAAUAUGAGAAAAAUCAAAUAUAAACAUCUCUUAAUUAUUUGAAAUGCUAAAAUAUUUAAGUAAUAAGUCACGAAUUAAAGAAUUCCUUGUAAUAAUUACAUUAAUAGAUAAAGAAAUAUUAUAUAUGCAGUUAUAAAGAAGACUAUUAUAAUUUAGAGUAAAGUAGAAUGACUCUAAGAAUGAGCGACUUAGAUUUCUAUACAAUCCUAAGGGAAUGUUUAGAUUGCAUUUUAUUUAUGAUUAAAAAUACUGAUUAUCCGAUAGAAUAAUAUCUAAAUAGAAAUACUAAAAUUUGA
This is a messenger RNA of Paramecium pentaurelia, 726 nucleotides long. The record is from the annotation of a GenBank genome assembly. NCBI's taxonomy places the organism in Eukaryota, Ciliophora, Oligohymenophorea, Peniculida, Parameciidae.